UUUCGCUAUAAUUAUGGAAUAAUUUCUGGUUUGAAGUUUAGUCACAUUUAAAGCAUCUUGUUCUCAAAAUCGAACUCAAAUCACGUUGAGAGUCACAAAUUACACGAGAAACAUAAAAAUAUGUUUAUAAGUAGGAGGCAUCCCCUACUUUGUAAACCAGUUUUGUAUGGUUGAUUUAGAUUGAACACAAAUUUUAAGAUAAUUUCAGAAUAUAUUCGACAUCAGUUGGGCCAUCAACUUUGGAUCACUCGGGUCAAGUUUCAAAUGUCCAAUCCUAAGAGCCAAGGGAAUGUUGAGAGUCCACAUAAUAUGAAAAGUGACUUGAAAAUAUGUUCAUAUAAGUGUACAACACAAAUUUGAAAUUAGUCCCAAAACAAAUUCUAACAUACAUUUCAGUGUGUCUUUGUGCCUACAAAUCUGCAUUAUAAAUAUCUUGAUGCUGCAUGCAUGCUAUCUGGGCUCACACUGCAAACAAUGGAAGUUACAUCCAAAUACAGAAGAUACAAAAAGGGUGAUUUAUCUCCUACAAACACUACUGUGCAUGUUUGCAAUGCUUGCAGAAACAUUUGCAGUUCUCAUCACCAAAGUGGAGAAACAAAAGCACCCUGCAGAGGUUGUUGUUGCUUUCUAUGUAAUAUUUGUAAUUCAGCUUUGGAACAUGGGAAAUCAAGGGAAAACUGCCUGGUUGGUUCGGUGAAAAAAAUCGGAAGCAAAUUGUUCAAACUUGACAAUUCAAAUAAAAAUGGAAAUUUUCUUGGUUGGUCAUCAUCACCAUCUCCUUCAAUUGCAUUUCCCUCAUCUUUUCCAAGAAGAUAUAACAAGCGUGCCGUUCUCUGUGGAGUUUCUUAUUCAACAAGAAAAUUCAGGCUUAAGGGAACCAUUAAUGAUACCAAUAACAUGAGAGAGCUUCUGAUUAAGAAUUUUAAGUUUCCAAAUCAAUGCAUAAGAGUCCUUACAGAACAAGAGCAGAAUGUCGAUUUAAUACCAACGAAACACAACAUAUUGGAGUCCUUAAGGUGGCUUGUGAAAGACUGUGAGGCAGGAGACUCUUUAGUAUUUUACUUUUCAGGACAUGGCUUGCAACAACCAGAUUUCAAAGAAGAUGAAAUUGAUGGGUUUGAUGAGACUCUUUGUCCUGUUGAUUUCAUUAAAGAAGGAAUGAUUUCCGACAAUGAAAUAAAUUCUACCAUUGUUUGGCCACUCAAAAAAGGUGUCACACUUCAUGCUAUUGUUGAUGCUUGUCAUAGUGGAACAAUUCUUGAUCUUUUACAUGUCUACAACUAUCAAAGUGGCAUUUGGGAGGAUAACAAGCCCCCUUCUAGAGACCCUAUAAGAAAACAUACAAGUGGUGGAUUGGCUAUUUGUCUCAGUGCUUGUGAGGAUAACCAAAUGGCUGCUGAUAGUGCAGUUUUUGGUGGAAAGGGAAUGAAUGGUGUUCUGACUUAUCUAUUCACAAAAACAAUUAGAGAAUACCCUCGUGGAAUUACUUAUAGAGGUCUACUGGCAAAAAUGCAUGAAGAAAUUAAAAAAAUUAACAGAAACAGAUCAUUCAGUUACCGCAUCUUGCACCGUAAAAUUAUCGCACAGGAUCCUCUUUUAUCAUCAUCUGAGAGAUUUGAUGUUUCUACAACAAUAUUCACAUUGUGACCAUGAGGAUACAAGUUAAUUGCAAUUUGCAAGCCCUUGAUUUGGAACUGGACAGACUGAACUUGUAGUAUUUUUUUUUUUAAAAAAAAAACCUGAAUCAAUGUUCGUAUUCAAUUUCAACCGUAGGUAGCAUCAAUAACUUUGAUGUUGUAUAGUGUCAUGUUGUGUUUACUUUUUGUGAUUGCA
Messenger RNA from Medicago truncatula (barrel medic), 1833 nucleotides. RefSeq names its product metacaspase-1. The transcript is spliced from 5 exons. Gene Ontology annotation, biological process: proteolysis. NCBI's taxonomy places the organism in Eukaryota, Viridiplantae, Streptophyta, Magnoliopsida, Fabales, Fabaceae. Gene Ontology annotation, cellular component: cytoplasm. The coding region runs from base 448 to 1647 and encodes 399 amino acids. Gene Ontology annotation, molecular function: cysteine-type endopeptidase activity. The record is from RefSeq and is a predicted model, not a curated record.